This is a messenger RNA of Candidozyma haemuli, 1188 nucleotides long. Its product is annotated as Golgi transport complex subunit. NCBI's taxonomy places the organism in Eukaryota, Fungi, Ascomycota, Pichiomycetes, Serinales, Metschnikowiaceae. The coding region runs from base 1 to 1188 and encodes 395 amino acids. The record is from RefSeq and is a predicted model, not a curated record. Gene Ontology annotation, biological process: intra-Golgi vesicle-mediated transport; cytoplasm to vacuole targeting by the Cvt pathway. The transcript is spliced from 2 exons. Gene Ontology annotation, cellular component: COG complex.
AUGUCGUCCAUUCUCCUCGAUACCCUCAAAGAGGGCCUAGAUUCGGGCCUAGCCGAGAUGCUUGAAAAAGACUCUGCCCUUAAAAAUGACACCCAGCAGUACCUCGAGGAAUUGUUGGUGAAUGCUGAGCUUCUUUCCACUGAAAUGUUCACUACGUCUUCUGGACAGAGUGAAGGAAAGAAUAAGAACUUGGUGGAGGAGAUUGCUGAGCUUGACCACCAGCUGCGCCAGAUCGAGCUUCAGUUGGCGUCGAUAGCUAACGACAAUAGAGACUUGAUUGUGGGAGUCAGUGAGGAUGUUAGACACGUCCAUAAGACUAUAGGGGAGGAGCUUGACCGGAACAUUGAGGCUAUGAAACAGAGCUUUGGGAGCGGGAAGAUUGCUGUGGAUAAUAAGGCGGUGAAGAAGGUAAGCCAUUCGAUAUCUGCCAACAACUCGCUUUUGAGGAAUAUGGACUCCAUUCUAGAUAUCUACGAGCUUCCUACGCUCUGUGGGCUUUGUAUCAUGCAAGGAAACUACCAGGAGGCGCUUGAAAUCUCGACGCUGGUGAAGAUGCUUACGGUGAAGUUUCCUAACCUGAAGACGUUCAAGAAACUUCAGUCUCAGAUCGAUAACGAGUUGAAACUUAUGGUUAGAGGGCUCAUUAAGCUUCUUAACACGAACUUGAAGCAGUCCAAUAUCCUUAAGAUCUUCCAGAUUUUGAAUAGACCGAAUUUGGUGGCUACUCAUGAUGAUUCUUUGGACGAGAGCGAUCAGGAUAUCUCAGGAAACAAGACAUUAAAGCUUAUUUACCUCAAUUCGAGGUUCAAGUUCAUUAUGAACGAGGUGGCCAGUCUUAAACCGCUUUUGAAGCUCAAGAAACUCACCUAUCUUAAGCGUUACAUCGAGAUCUACCGUGAGCAUCUCUACAAUUCGCUUUCUAUCUAUCAUGCCAUUUUUCUAUCAUCGGGUCUAAAUUCCGAUGCCAACGACGACAAGCUCUUGUUGCACAUGUAUAUAAAGAAGUUGGUGUACUUGAUGGUGGAAGAGCUUCGGGCGUACCUUCCUGUGAUCAGCGAAGGAGACAAUGAUGCUGACACUGUUGAAGCUAACAGCUUGAGGGACGGUGUCAUCUUGCAGGUUAUAUACCUUUGCAGAUCAUUGUCCAAGUAUGGUCUUGACUUUGAGAGUCUCAUAACGACUGGAUGA